Tremella mesenterica DSM 1558 is the source of this 405-nucleotide messenger RNA. RefSeq lists its product as uncharacterized. The coding region runs from base 1 to 405 and encodes 134 amino acids. The record is from RefSeq and is a predicted model, not a curated record. The transcript has 5 exons. NCBI's taxonomy places the organism in Eukaryota, Fungi, Basidiomycota, Tremellomycetes, Tremellales, Tremellaceae.
AUGUCUCCAUCUGAGAAAGAGGACUCUAUCGAGUUCGACGGAUUAGGACAGAGGAAAGCGGGAGUUGGAGGCAGUGCUGCAAGGAGACACGAUCCAUUAGCACCAGAGCCCCUAGACUUCCACGAGACCUCCAUCGAGUUCGACCCAACCUGCGACCUAGUCGUCGUGUUUCCAGUACCGUUACAUGAAGUCUUCGGUUGCGGGUACAUCGCUUUGAAUGGGUAUAAGACAGUCCAGAGGUGCAAGGGGUUGAUAGCCAAGGUCAAGCUCAAAUGGGGAUAUACCGUGCCGGAAGAUGAUCAACCCAGUUGUCCUGCCGAUAGUCAACAUAAUGUCGGAGCAUUUCCUUCACUGUUCGAACCAUGCGUUCUGAUUGUCCGUCGGUUUGGGGGUGAUAGGGUGUAG